Dimorphilus gyrociliatus is the source of this 1324-nucleotide messenger RNA. The record is from the annotation of a GenBank genome assembly. NCBI's taxonomy places the organism in Eukaryota, Metazoa, Annelida, Polychaeta, Dinophilidae.
AAUGGGCGUGGUGCAAUCUGCGCCCAACACGCCGGCCGAUGCGGCUACUGAUCGGUGGACGGCCGGUGACCCUUUGGUUUUGGCUCCUGCUAAGGUCGACGAAAAGGAAUUGGAAAAGAAGAAGAAAGAGGAGGAAGAAGCAUUCGCUGAAAGAACUACUAGAACGCACGUUAUUGCUCUUUGUAGGGCCAAUAAUAAAUUUGGAAUUACAGUAUUGCAAGCUAUGCUAUCAAAGAGACAGGGCAAUGUCAUUUUUUCACCUUUAGAUCUAGCCGUUGGCUUAGGAAAAUUAUGUAUCGGUUCCGAUUCGACGACCCGGGAAGAAUUUCGCAAAGCCCUUUUCCUGGCUGAAGUUGAACCUAAGCACAGACUACCGGCAUUUGCUGCCGUGUAUUGGGAUACUUUGAGGACUACUGCACCGAAAGGUUGCGAAAUUCAGGCUGCGUCGCGCGUCUUCGUCCAAAAGGAAUUCCAAAUGGCUACGGCCUAUAGGGAGACGUGUACGAAAUACGAAAUGGCCCAGGUAAAGUAUGUCGAUUUCAAGCGUGCAGAUUCGACUAGAGCGGAAAUUAAUGAGUACGUUGCUGAAAAGACGCUCAGAAAAAUAACCAACGUCCUACCAGUGGGCCUACUAGACCAAGAAAUAAAAAUGUUAAUCGUAGCAGCCAUUUACAUCCGUUCCAAAUGGAAUUUACCAUUCGAGAUAUCAAAAACCUAUACGGCCAAAUUUUCAACUGGUGGCCGUGAGAAGAUAGACGUAAAUAUGAUGAAUACAGUAAGCGUUUUCCGAGCUGGCUACACGACAAAAUUGGACGCCGAUGUCGUUGAAAUUCCAUGGGCAAUCGAUCACGUUCGCAUGGUUAUCCUACUACCCAGAAAGCCCGAUCAACUGCCUAGAUUAGAAGCAAAAUUAACUAGGUCUAUGCUCGAGAAUCUCGAAGGUCAAUUACAUCCUGAAUUACUAGACUUACAUAUUCCAAGAAUCAGGUACGAAUUAGGCUUUAACGCAAACGAACCAAUUCAAAAAGCCGGCAUAAAAGACUUGUUCGUAGCUGGUAAAGCUGAUUUAAGCCUAAUGGACGGUGGUAAAGGUUUAUACCUAACUAAAAUCUUCCACCAUAUUUGCCUAAUCGUCGACGAGGGACAAGAAGAUAAGACUGUUUCAACGCCUACGUUUGGUCGAAGUUCUUCUGUUGGUUCCUCAGCUCCUGCAUCAAGCGCCGAAAGGGUCUUCAAAGUUGAUCGCCCUUUCAUCUUCCUUGUAAGAGACUACCGAACGCGCGCUAUAAUAGUUCUUGGAAGGGUAGUUAGGCCUAAUACUUGA